AUGACUUUCAUUCUCCAAACCUCCAACAUUCUUCUUCAGAAUGUCCCCUUUCUCAAGCCUUCACUGAGGACCCUCUUCCCUGACCAACCCUCCCCUCCCCUCACCAGGAUCACCCAGUCUCGGCUGUUGAUCCUGGCCAAUCCUCCAAGCCACCCUGCGCGGGCUUCUCCCUUCUCCGCGUAUGUCACUGCGCAUCCGGAUAUUGAACUAACUGGACUUGAUCUCGGCGGGCCGGCCCACCCAUACUCAAUGACAUUUGGACACCUGUCAAGACACGAGUGGGAGUGGGAGUGGGACGAGAAGGGUUGGAUGGACCCAGCAUCGGCUCAAUGCCAUGGCCAGCUCUCUGAGCCGCCGGCACCUGUCUCGCUCUGUCUUACAACGUACAGUCCUAGCGAACAACGACACAUGGGAACGGCGGAUAGCGAGAGCGGACACAGGCUGUGCCCAAAUUGCCUUGGUCGCGGCUCUGUCAAAGAUUCGCCCAACAGGAGGUCUUACCGGUACGGCCGCGCUUGGGCUUGGCACGGGUUUAUUUCGCUCAGACGCCACGCCCUCCCGGCCCUGUUCCUGUUCUUUACGUUGUACGUGCCUUGUCCUCAAAUACUGCCUCUCAACAUGCUGUCAGGAUUCGGGACCAACUUGUCAUCGGGGCAACUCGCCGGGCUUCCCGUCAAGUCGGAUUCCAGGUACACCAGACCGUCGGUGUCGGCCCAGUCAUCCCAACUUGGCAUGCCAACCCACCAAUGCUUCUUGCUUUCCUCCGCCUACCGUACAUACGCUCAGGCUUGGGAGGAAGAAGGGGGCCCGGAGCUUUUUGUUUUCUCCACCCUUCUUCGUUCCCGACUCUCCGACGACCACUCGAUGCACGCUCCGUUCAGUUCAGGCUUUGGCAUCGUCGCGCCGAUCUCAAAGUUGCUUGAUGGAACGGAAGGCGGGAUCAGGUUCUCGAAACCGUCUCGACCUUGGGCCUUUCUAGGGCUUCUGGUUAGAACCAGACUUGCUUCUGGCCGCGAGCCCUUUCUCCGGUUCCCUCUUUUGCCGCCGGCAGGUACAGUAGACGCGAAAGAGCCUAUGAUGCCGCACCACGUCCCUACCGGGCCCCCCGUCAACAACACUCGGAACUCGUGUAAUCUUUCUUUCCGAGUCUGGAGGAUAGGGUCCGGCCAUGUACACAUACGGCACCAGGCACACCCAGCCGCAGGAGCCGGGUUGAACGACAAUCUGAACAAGCGGGUUGACACUGGGACUUUGGAUUUUCCGCAGCUCGGCUCGUCAAAUCUUCACCCAUUCAUUCAUUACGAGAGGAAAGUUGUGCCCUUGGUUUCCUGGACCCCUUCUCGUCUCUACUUUAAUAUUGCAACUUUUCGUUAUAAAGAGCUGGGUAAGGGACGAGAGAAAACCGAGAUGCCUGGUUUCGAUGAGCGUUCUGUUCACACGUCUACAACGCAACCACGACACGAAGACUCGAAUUACAGCGGAUGGACGAACAAAGGAAAUGAGUGCCUCAAGCCUGAUGUGCAGUGCCAUACAUGGAUAUUGUACCAGAGACUCUGA
Sodiomyces alkalinus F11 is the source of this 1557-nucleotide messenger RNA. RefSeq lists its product as hypothetical. Lineage: Eukaryota; Fungi; Ascomycota; Sordariomycetes; Glomerellales; Plectosphaerellaceae. Bases 1 to 1557 code for a protein of 518 amino acids. The record is from RefSeq and is a predicted model, not a curated record. The transcript is spliced from 17 exons.